Messenger RNA from Suillus subalutaceus, 2292 nucleotides. Its product is annotated as quinon protein alcohol dehydrogenase-like superfamily. Bases 165 to 1988 code for a protein of 607 amino acids. The transcript has 8 exons. Lineage: Eukaryota; Fungi; Basidiomycota; Agaricomycetes; Boletales; Suillaceae. Gene Ontology annotation, molecular function: protein binding. The record is from RefSeq and is a predicted model, not a curated record.
UACGUAUCAGAAAUGUGUCAAGCAAGGUAAUUGUAGCAAUACCAGCGUGUUUGGCGUCAAAUGAAACAAUAUAAAAAGCUCAGCACACGCACCUCUUCAACUACAUCCAAAAUCACUUUACCAAGUUCAUUCAACAGUGUUCAGCACCACCAACCUCUAGUAAAAUGACGCAGCCCAUUCCCAUUACCACUCCUACUCGAGUGUUCGAAGAUCACACUCAUACCGUCUACGGAGUCGCAGAUGUUCCCUAUAGUCAACGCAUGGUGACCUCCUCUGAAGACAGGCUGAUUCGUCUGUGGGACAUGAAGACAGGUGAAGUAUUGAAGAAAAUGGAGGGACACACCGGUGAGGUCAUGGGAUUGGCGGUAUCGCGAGAUGGGCAAAUGAUAGUGACCGGUGACGAGAACGGAGAACUCAUCGCCUGGCAGGCAAAAACUGGGGAAUCUCUCACCAAACCUAUCAAAGUCCACGGCAGUGCGCUCCGCUCGCUGGACUUUUCACCGGACGAUGCGUUUGUCGCCACCGCGUCGUCGGCACCAAAUGACCAAAGGGUCAAGUUUUGGAACACUAAAACAUGGGCGCAAUACCCCGGAAAUUACGACUGCGGUAGUACUGUCCGCUGCGUUCGGUAUGCGCGGUCUGGCGUGUAUAUGCUUGCGGUUGCAACAGACGAAGACAUCCAAAUCUACGUCAGCGAGAAACUCCAAAAGAGGUUCAAGGGUCACAGUCACGGUACAUUGUCACUCGCCUGGUCUCCUGAUAGAACGCGCCUUCUUUCUGGGGGAGAUGACCGUGAUCCCAGCAUAAGGGAGUGGGACACAUCGAGCUGGACGCAGGUCGGUCUUCCCUGGACGGGCCACACAUACAAAGUCAAUUCCAUCGCCUUCAAUUCUUCUGGCACGCAUGCAGUUUCCGCCUCUAGCGACAACUCUGUUCGUCUCUGGCAGCUCUCCGAUAAACAUACCAUCGCUAUCUUCCAGCACACUUCUUCUGUCGUUUGCGCAGCCUUCUCCGCGGAUGGCACGCGCGUCCUCAGCGGAGGUUAUGAUAAGAAAAUCACAGAGUGGACGGCACCUAUGGGUACUUCACUUGCCAGUGCGGAUGCUUCCAACGAAAAGAUUGUUUAUUCGGCUCUAAGAACUGCCCAAAAGUGGGAGCCAGAGAUGCAGUCAAUGGUUCAAGUUUCAGGCUUUGAUUGCGAGUUUCAAGAGACUGCUCUAACGCCACUAGUUGUGAAGACUAUGGAAUAUGAUUCAGAGACUGUAGGCUCCGAUUCCGAGUCUCUGCAUGCCGUUUCGAUGACCGGAAGCUUCGGUUCCAAGUCUCUGCAGGAGGUUUCGACGACCGGAAGCUUCGAUUCCAGGUCUCUGCAGGAAGUUUCCACAACUGGAGGCUUUGAUUCCAGGUCGUUGCAGGAAGUUUCGACAACAGGAAGCUCCAAUUCCAAGUCUCUGCAGGGAGUUUCGGUAACUAGAAGCGUCGAUUCCAAGUCUCUGCAGGAAGUUUCGACAACAGAAAGCUCCAAUUCCAAGUCCCUGCAGGGAGUUUCGGUAACUGGAAGUUUAGAUUCCAAGUCUCUGCAGGGAAUUUCGGUAACUAGAAGCGUCGAUUCCAAGUCUCUGCAGGAAGUUUCGACAACAGAAAGCUCCAAUUCCAAGUCUCUGCAGGGAGUUUCGGCAACUGGAAGUUUCGAUUCCAGGUCUCUGCAGGGAGUUUCGGUAACCGGAAGUUUAGAUUCCAAGUCUCUGCAGGGAGUUUCGGCGACUGGAAGUUCCGAUUCUAGGUCUCUGCAGGAAACUUCGACAGCUGGAGGCUUUGAUUCCAAGUCUCUGCAGGGAGUUUCGAUGAUCGCAAGCUCAGAAUCCAACUCUCUGCAGGCAGGUUUGAAGACCGCAAGUUCCGCUUCCAAAUCUCAGCAAUUGUCUUCGACUGUCCGUUGGAGCAGUCUUUUACCAAGUCUAUGCGGGCUGUUUCAAAGACACUUGUAAUCACCAUGGAUGAGCUCCUCGCUAUCACCAAGACCAUCCGUACUGCAUCCAUCACAGGGGACUUGUUCACCGCUGAGAAGAUCCUCACUCAAGAGAUCACUGCCGACGCCAAGAACUUCGCCUCCUAUGCCAACCGCUCUUUCGUUUUGGCACGCAAACUCAACUGGGAAAAUGCGCUUCAGGAUGCAAACAAGUCCCUUGCCAUACGGUCGUCGUUGGCUGGCUAUAUCGCCAGAGGUAUCGCCCUCUGUGGAAAGCAGCUUGUCGAGGACGCGAGGACAGCCUUUGAUCUGGCAUUCACGUU